Drosophila elegans is the source of this 2918-nucleotide messenger RNA. RefSeq names its product ecto-NOX disulfide-thiol exchanger 2. Gene Ontology annotation, molecular function: RNA binding; protein-disulfide reductase activity. Lineage: Eukaryota; Metazoa; Arthropoda; Insecta; Diptera; Drosophilidae. The record is from RefSeq and is a predicted model, not a curated record. Gene Ontology annotation, biological process: ultradian rhythm. The transcript has 7 exons. Gene Ontology annotation, cellular component: external side of plasma membrane; plasma membrane. The coding region runs from base 84 to 2492 and encodes 802 amino acids.
GCAACACUGGUUUGGGCAGUCACUCAUCUCUAAACAAAAUUAUUUUUUUUACCUACCUGUCGUACAAUUAGUGGGGCGUUAAAAUGCUACCCCUCUUUGGGACCAUGCCGAAUGGCGCCAGUUUGCCAAAUCACCCGAAUUUCCUCAACCAAUUGGCGGCUGCAAUUUCCACGGCGACGACAUCGGUCGUAGGAAAUCCGUCAUCCCCACCCAAACAAAACCUGAGUAAGAUGGCCAAAGCACAGCAGCCACCGCAGGGAAGUGCACCCAUGGAUCUGGAAAACGAGAACGAACACUCCACGGAUGUGAGCUCCACGACGGCCCACAAGGAACCCAAAUUGCAGGCUACAUCCACAUCGAUUUCUCUGCCGGAUUCGGCGCAACUUUACCUGAACGGUUUGAUGCACACGCCACCGGGUUAUCUGUAUUUUCCGGCGGCCCAGGCGGGCGGUGCUCCAGCCUCGGGAAAUACGCCUUCGACAGGAGGGACAUCCGUACCAGCAGCAUCAGGAGCCAGCUCCGCUAAUGCCCAGAUGCUGAUGGAUCCUACGGCCAUGAUGGCAGCGGCAAUGCAGCAGAUGCAACAGAUGCACUACGCCGCUGCUGCAGCAGCGGGAAUGACCACGGAACCUGGAGCAGGACUAGAAGCAGCCCUCAGUGUGGAUGGCGUUGCACCAGCUGGCCUUAAGGAGGUUAUUAAGACCAAGAACUGCAUCCUGUUCCCGCCUAAUCCGAAUGCUCCACCACCCACCAUACGGGAGAGACCGCCUGGCUGCCGUACUGUAUUCGUGGGCGGACUGCCAGAGAACAUAACUGAGGAGGUGAUCCGGGAGAUCUUCGAGUCGUGCGGCGAAAUCACCACCUUGCGCAUGUCCAAGAAAAACUUCUGUCACAUACGCUACCGCCAAGAGGGAGCCAUAGACAGAGCCAUCUACCUAUCCGGUUAUAGGUUGCGUAUAUCGGCGCUAAAUGAACCUCCCAACUUUGGUCGGCUGCAUGUGGACUAUGCGCAGGCACGAGAUGAUCAGUAUGAUUACGAAUGCAGGCAGAGGCAGCAUCAGAGGGAGCAGCGGCAUCGGGAGCGCAUGUCGAUGGACAGGAUGCGAUCGCAGUCGCCUCCACCGAUACCACACUAUACGGAUCACGAGGCGACGGCAGUGGCGGAGCACUUGCGGACCAACGAGACCUUCGUGAAGGCCAUCCAAACGAUUACAGCCUGGCUGGAACGGGGAGAUUGCACCAAAAGGAAUGCCAAUGUCUUUUACUCUAUGAUCCAAAGUACUCAUGCCCAUGUGCGGAGACUACAUGCCGACAAACUGCAAUUGGAGGAGGAUCUCAAGAAGGCCAGGGACAGCUACCGCAACCAAAUGGGCACCAUGUCCACACAAUUCACUCAGAUUGAAAAAGUGUUCAAUGCCGCUAGUCACAAGAAGGUUUGGGACCAUUUCACCAAAGCCCAAAGAAAAAACAUCGAUCAAUGGAAGAAGUUAGCCACGGAACUACGAACUGUUCAGAUCCCCGACGAUGAUGAAAUGGAAAUCUCCGACGAUGAGCGGGACUACGAAAGGCGCGGACCCGGUGCCAAGCGAAUUCGCUACGAAAGUGAGGGCUUAAAGGACGAAAACGAUUCACUACGCUGCCAACUGGAGGCCAUUCGACAUGAGAUGACUCUGGAGCGCAGUGAUUAUGUUCAGCGUGAGAAGCAAAUAAAGGUGCUCCAAGAAACCAUACGCAAUAUGCAAACGCAGCUGCUGCAGACAAAGUUGCGCGAACAGAAGGACACCAAGAUAAUUGAGCAGCUGGAGCGGAACCUUAAAGAUGCCGGGGUUAAGCAACUGAUACUGAAGACCAAGAUCAAGGAAACUGUGGACAAGUUGAAGGACAAAGAGGCGACCAGUGGCGGAGCCUCGAAUGCUUCCUCGAUUUUAGACUACAGCAGUGGAGAUUCAUGCAGUCAGGAGGCCACGGAGAUUAUACGGCACCAGCCACAACCGGAGCCGGAAAUAAUUGACAUCGAUAAGGUGGACGAUGAUGUGCGCAUCAUAGAGCACCAAAGCGGUGUGGUGGAAAUUCACGAGAUCGAGGACGAUGAAAAGCAGGAGCCUGCAAAGGAUGCUGCGGAAAGCAAUGCAAAGGAGUCAAUUAUAGAAGAUAGUUCAAAGUCAAAUAAUGAUGAGACUAUAAAUAAAUCUUGCACAGAGCAGACUACAAUAUCGCCUGGGGAAGAGGUCGCCUUCAAAAGAUUGGCUCUUUCGGAAGCGAAAAUAAUUGCGCUGGCCUCCGCCUAUUUGGUGCUUUAUCCCCACGGCGUGGAAAUCGACAGCAUAGCCAGAUACUUAAAUGGAAUGCUGUGUAACAAUAUCACUUCCAGUAACCAUGAUGAUCUUGCCAAUAUACUCGGAAAGUACACAAACCUCUUUAAGCCAGAUCAGGCCAAAUGGAGGUUCUGUGGCUUUAGUGAACCUACGGAAUCUCAGCCGGAGUCGCAGUGAGGUGGACAAAGCGGCGUGUAGACUCGAAUAAGAUGACAAUUGAAUGCUUUAAUUAUGUUACAACUAUAUCAUAAAGUGUAGCGAAUAAGCGGGGAGAAAAGUGACACGUUAACCAAAAGAGAGACGCAAGUUUUUCGAAGCAAUCACAACUUAAUGAGACCAGUUCCAGUUUUAAGGGCAAGUACUCGUAGUUAACUCUAUCUGAAGAAAGACACCACAAACUAACUACCGUUUCAAUUAUUUAAACAACUCAACUUUAACAAUAUUUAUACAUCUAAGCUAAAUGAAUUCAAUAUAUACAAAAUAUAUAUACAUCAAUAUUUUAAAUAAGCUAAGAGGCCGAGAGUCGAGCGAUUAAACGAAAGUGUUGCUUAUGUUGAACAAGAGCGAAAGAAAGGAACCAAAUAAAUUUUAUGCUAAAAUAUA